CGGGGUUGUGUCCGGGGAGGCUGUGAUGGGUUGACAGGUGCGUGACAAUCGGAGCUCUCUGUAAGCAUGUACGCCAAAGGCAAGAGUAACAACGUACCGUCCGACAGCCAAGCGAGGGAAAAGCUAGCGCUCUACGUGUACGAGUACUUGUUACAUGUAGGAGCCCAGAAGUCGGCACAGACCUUCCUGUCAGAGAUAAGAUGGGAGAAGAACAUAACGUUAGGAGAACCUCCAGGAUUCUUACAUUCAUGGUGGUGUGUAUUCUGGGAUUUAUAUUGUGCGGCACCUGAAAGGAGAGAAACCUGUGAGCAUUCCAGUGAAGCCAAGGCGUUCCACGACUACAGUGCAGCGGCAGCUCCGAGUCCUGUCCUUGGAAAUAUGCCCCCAGGAGAGGGUAUGCCAGUCGGCCCCGUUCCUCCGGGCUUCUUUCAGCCUUUCAUGUCAUCCCGUUAUCCUGGCGGCCCCAGACCUCCUCUCAGAAUACCCAACCAGGCGUUAGGUGGAGUCCCUGGAAACCAGCCGUUAUUACCCAGUGGUAUGGACCCAUCAAGACAACAAGGUCAUCCAAAUAUGGGCGGGGCUAUGCAGAGAAUGACUCCGCCCAGAGGGAUGGUACCCCUUGGGCCACAGGCAUAUGGAGGAGGCAUGAGACCACCACUCAAUGCUCUUGGGGGUCCUGGGAUGCCUGGGAUGAAUAUGGGUCCCGGAGGAAGACCGUGGCCAAAUCCACCAAAUUCCAACUCGAUCCCGUACUCCUCGGCAUCUCCAGGGGGUUAUGUGGGUCCACCCGGAGGAGGAGGGCCCCCGGGGACUCCCAUCAUGCCUAGCCCUGCAGACUCGACAAACUCUGGAGAAAAUAUGUACACCAUGAUCAACACAGUGCCGCCCGGAGGAAACAGGCAAAAUUUCCCUAUUGGUCCGGGUGGAGAUGGUCCGAUGGGCGGCAUGGCAGGAAUGGAGCCUCAUCACAUGAAUGGAUCAUUAGGAUCAGCUGACAUGGACAGUAUGCCCAAGAACUCUCCUGGUAACCUAAGCAUGAGCAACCAGCCUGGAACUCCUAGAGAUGACGGAGAAAUGGGCGGAAAUUUCCUCAACCCUUUCCAGAAUGAGAGUUAUUCUCCAAACAUGACCAUGAGUGUGUGAAGACCUCAUUUGGAAAUCCUGGUGGAUUCCACCACAUGACAUGGAACCUGUGCAAGCGCGCUGUAGCCAGCCCUCUUCUGCUCUCUGAAGAAUAUGGGUCCAAGCCUCUCCUUUCUCUCUCCUUCCUUCGUUUCCUUUUUUCUUCAAAUGUCAUUCUUUCACCUCCUCAGCCGCGUCACAUCGAGAGACAAAGCUGAACCACAUUGGGCUGAGAAUGACGAAUCAACAGCCUGUCUAUAUUUACGUAUAUCUUCGUGUAUAUAUGUGGGUGUACAUUCAAAGUUACAUGUGCAUGUGUGUAUGAAAGGACAUAUAUUGAUCCUAGAAAGAGAGACGAUGGACUUGAACUGUUUUUAACGAAAACAAAAUCAUAUUUUCUUGAAAUAAGAUGUAAAUUGACAGAUCUAUGUAAACGGAUUUAUCGCAGGAAACACUUAUUGAGAUGCAGUGGGGGUCGAGUUCGUAAAAUGGCAGAAUCGCAAUGCUAAAAAUCAAUUUCUCAGCGAGGACGCACUGUAAUUGAUUCAUAAUCGUCUUUGUGUCAUCGAUGAGAGUUUGAUUCAUAUUUUAUUGAAACGGGUUGAGUUGUCGUUAACGGAAAUGUGUUCGUAAUUCCAACUGACACCUGUAAUUGAUCAUUUCCUACUGUAUUCGGUCUUCUCACAUCUGUGCUCCUCAAAUGCAGUCCAAUCUGAUCAAUACCCUGGAGGUUUUGUUUGUAUAUACAGGAGAUUUAUUUUUCAGGACGAUGCCUACGAAGAACAGCCAUUCCAUACGUACACAAAAUUCUUAACU
Molecule: messenger RNA, 1938 nt
Organism: Sinocyclocheilus anshuiensis
Lineage: Eukaryota; Metazoa; Chordata; Actinopteri; Cypriniformes; Cyprinidae
Gene: ssbp2b
Product: single stranded DNA binding protein 2b
Exons: 17
Coding region: 67-1143 (358 amino acids)
Biological process (GO): positive regulation of transcription by RNA polymerase II
Cellular component (GO): nucleus
Molecular function (GO): protein binding; single-stranded DNA binding
Source: RefSeq, a predicted model, not a curated record